Aspergillus pseudonomiae is the source of this 678-nucleotide messenger RNA. RefSeq lists its product as uncharacterized. The transcript has a single exon. NCBI's taxonomy places the organism in Eukaryota, Fungi, Ascomycota, Eurotiomycetes, Eurotiales, Aspergillaceae. Bases 202 to 642 code for a protein of 146 amino acids. The record is from RefSeq and is a predicted model, not a curated record.
GAAAGAAAGAAAGAAGAAUGUCUAGUGUCGGCACAGGAGACUGAUACAUGCCGAUCAUAUCAUCUCUUGACCAGGGGGGACUUUUUGCGGGCAUCCUUCUUUUGUCGGGCAUCUAUCGGGAUCAUUCAUAGACGGAGUACAUGGCGAGAUAUUGCACAGACGCCGUGAACGAAUGAAGCACAGACUCGGAGAAGUCACCCUAUGGCAGUCAAGCCUGGACACACGGACCACAACUUUUUGUCUGGUUCAUCUCUAAUGAGCUGCCGAGGGCGUGGCAAUUCCACAUGGGACCUCCAUCUGAACACGCGGUACACCAUGCCUCUCGUUCUUAGCGUCCAGAGAUUUCUCAACUCUGGUACGGAUCCUUGUUUUCUAGUAUGUUCGUUCGCUCCCACAUUCCACCAGGAAAGAAGGAUGGUCCACCAACAAGGAAAAGUAGCCGCUGCCCACGUUGAUACUAGGGUUUCCCAGUUUGACUUUUUGAUCUUUAUCUUUUUUUCCCGUUUUGGUUCGAGGGAAGAAAAAAAUCAAAUCAAAUCAAAUAAACCAGGCGGACGAGGACGAGUGAAACCAGCAGGGCUGGUGCGAAGCAGACUAAGGCCGCACCGGGAGUAUCGACAUCAAACUAGUGGGUUUCGUUAACGCAGCAGGAGCCAUUCGACGACCGGGGAGACUCUC